ACUCAUCUCAGCUACACCGUCCCCAGAAAUCACCGACUUCAGCGGCUGCAGAGCAGAAAUGCCAAGCCUAGGAGUUAGGGAUGCGCGCUGUUCAGCCAGCAUAUAGCGCUCCCGCAUCUUGCUCUCUCUAGAGAAGCGCCUCUUUUGAACGAGAACCUUCUACUCUUGCCGUGUGCGCUCGCCUCUUUCGCCCUAUCAGAUCUCAUCGUCGUGCGCGUUCGUCAGUGCGACUAGGAAUCAGUAAUCACCGUUUGACGCCGGGGUGCCGAUGGGAAACGUAAAUGUUAAGGACGGAUUAGAUUCUGUGGGUCUAUCUAAUCUCUCCCUCGGGAAUGCCGCGCUGGGCGGGGGGCGAGCCGCAGCGAGCGCUCAGCGCGCAGCGAACUGGAAAGCCACGGGGAUUAUCGCUUUAAGAGACGCGCACCUGAAGUCCAUUCCCGAGGCCGUGUUUGACGCAGGAGCUGCAGCUCGAACCGUAGAUGGUUCAAACAAUAAAAUUGUGGAGAUUCCAGAGGCGAUCGGACGACUCACGUCGCUGCAGCGGCUGGUUCUUCCCGGCAACCGAAUCGAGCGCCUGCCUGCUUCCAUCGGGUCCCUCGCCUCCCUCAAGGCUCUGCAGCUGGAGAACAACCGACUGACAGAGCUGCCCAAUGAAAUUGGGUCUCUGUCUCGCUUGGAGCGGUUAACUCUGGCCAGCAACCAGCUGCAGCACCUCCCAGAUUCCAUCGGCAAACUAACCGCUUUGGUCAUUCUUGACAUCUCUUCCAACUGUCUUUCCAGCCUCCCAUCCACCCUCGGUAGCUGCUCCGCUCUUCAAGAGCUCUCUUUACAAGCUAAUCGGCUAGCGGGCCUUCCCCCCUCGAUAGUGGACCUUUCUGACCUUCGCACUCUAGCCCUCGACAACAAUCGGCUCACUGAUCUUCCAGCCAAACUCUUAGUUAAGUGCCAGCGGCUGCACACAGCUACCUUACGGGGCAACGCGGUUACAAUAGAGCAGUUUGAGCAGAUGGAUGGGUAUGCCGAUUAUGAGGAGCGGCGGAAAACCAAGGUGGAUAAAAGGAUUGCCGCUAACGUCAUGCUCAACGACCAAAGCCUCGAUAUAGGCAUCGAUCGCACGUGACACCGGGUGUAUCAAGGCGUGGAACGGACCGCAAAUAUGGGGUAAAGGCUUAAGACUUGCAUGUGGGUUACGUCAGGCAACGCCUAUUGUGCGUUGCCUCAUGAAUUGUUGUGGGUUACCUAUAUUGUAACUGCUCUAUUGUUACAAGAGAGCAGUUUGAGCAGAUGGAUGGGUAUGCUGAGUACGUGGAGCGGCGGAAAACGAAUGUGGAUAAACGGAUUGCUGCUAAUGUCAUGCUCAAUGACCAAACCAAAGCCUUGAUAUAGGCAUCGAUCGCAUUUGAUAUUACUCACACUAUACUAUAGUCUUGGCAUGGCAUAUUGCGACCAGAGUGGGCAAACGGGUUGUCUUCACUGACUCGCUCGCUCCAUUAUUCGAAGCCUGGAUGUAGCAAUUGUAUGCCUAC
Messenger RNA from Closterium sp. NIES-67, 1526 nucleotides. The record is from the annotation of a GenBank genome assembly. Lineage: Eukaryota; Viridiplantae; Streptophyta; Zygnematophyceae; Desmidiales; Closteriaceae.